AUGGACAUGGACGUUAAUGUGGACAUGGACGUUAACGUGGACCUGGACGUGGACAUGGACGUGGACGUGGAGGUGGUCGUGGACGUGGACGUGGACGUGGACGUGGACGUAGACAUGGACAUGGAAGUGGACGUGGACGAGGACGUGGACAUAGACGUGGACGUGGACGUGGACAUGGACGUGGACGUGGACGUGGUUGUGGACUUGGACAUGGACGUUAAGGUGGACAUGGACGUUAACGUGGACGUGGACGUGGAGGUGGUCGUGGACGUGGACGUGGUCGUGGACGUGGACGUGGACAUGGACGUGGACGUGGACAUGGACAUGGACGUUAAUGUGGACAUGGACGUUAACGUGGACCUGGACGUGGACAUGGACGUGGACGUGGAGGUGGUCGUGGACGUGGACGUGGACGUGGACGUGGACGUAGACAUGGACAUGGAAGUGGACGUGGACGAGGACGUGGACAUAGACGUGGACGUGGACGUGGACAUGGACGUGGACGUGGACGUGGUUGUGGACUUGGACAUGGACGUUAAGGUGGACAUGGACGUUAACGUGGACGUGGACGUGGAGGUGGUCGUGGACGUGGACGUGGUCGUGGACGUGGACGUGGACAUGGACGUGGACGUGGACGUGGACAUGGACGUGGACGUGGACGUGGACGUGGACAUGGACGUUAACGUGGACGUCGACGUGGAGGUGGUCGUGGACGUGGACGUGGUCGUGGACGUGGACGUGGACGUAGACGUGGAUGUGGACAUGGACGUGGACGUGGACGUGGACGUGGACGUGGACAUGGACGUGGACGUGGACGUGGACAUGGACGUGGAAGUGGACGUGGACGUGGACGUGGACUUGGACAUGGACGUAGAAGUGGACGUGGACGUGGACAUUAACGUGGACCUGGACGUGGACGUGGACGUGGACGUGGAGGUGGUCGUGGACCUGGACGUGGACGUGGACACCUGGAUGUGGAAGCGGACGUGGACGCGGAAGCGGACGUGGACGCGGACGUGGACGCGGACGUGGACGUGGACGCGGACGUGGACGUCGACGUGGACGUGGACGUCGACGUGGACGGUGGACGUCGACGUGGACGUGGACGUGGACGUGGACGUGGACGUGGACGUGGAUGUCGACGUGGACGUGGACGUGGACGUGGACGUGGACGUGGACGGGGACGUGGACGUGGACGUGGACGGGGACGUGGACGUGGACGUGGACGUGGACGUGACGCGGACGUGGACGCGCGGACGUGGACACGGACGUGGACGCGCGGACGUGGACGCGGACGUGGACGCGGACGUGGACGUGGACGUGGACGUAGACGCGGACGUGGACGUGGACGUGGACGCGGACGUGGACGUGGACGCGGCCGUGGACGUGGAUGCGGACGUGGACGUGGACGCGGAUGCGGACGCGGAUGUGGACGUGGACGCGGAUGCGGACGUGGACGUGGCCGUGGACGCGGACGCGGACGUGGACGUGGCCGUGGACGCGGACGCGGCCGUGGACGUGGCCGUGGACGCGGACGUGGACGUGUACGUGGACGUGGACGUGGACGUAGACCUGGACGUGGACCUGGACGUGGACGUGGACGUGGACGUGUACGUGGACGUGGACGUGGUCGUGGACGUGGACGUGGACGUGGACGUGGACCUGGACCUGGACGUGGACCUGGACCUGGACCUGGACCUGGACGUGGACGUGGACAUGGACUUGGACGUGGAGGACUUGGAUGUGGACGUGGACGUGGACGUGGACGUGGACGUGGACUUGGACGUGGACGUGGACGUGGACUUAGACGUGGACGUGGACGUGGACGUGGACGUGGACGUGGACGUGGUGGUGGACGUGGUGGUGGACGUGGACGUGGACGUAGACGUGGACGUGGACGUGGACGUGGACGUGGACGAGGACGUGGACUUGGACGUGGAUUUGGACGUGGACGUGGACGUGGACGUGGACAUGGACGUGGACGUGGACCUGGACGUGGACGUGGACCUGGACGUGGAAAACUUGGACGUGGACUUGGACGUGGACGAGGACGUGGACGUGUACGUGGACGUGGACGUGUACGUGGACGUGGACGUGGACGUGGAUGUGGACGUGGACGUGGACGUGGACGUGGAGGACUUGGACGUGGAGGACUUGGACGUGGACGUGGACGUGGACGUGGACGCGGACCUGGACGUGGACGCGGACGUGGACGCGGACCUGGACGUGGACGUGGACGUGGACGAGGACGUGUACGUGGACGUGGACGUGGACGUGGACGUGGACGUGGACGUGGACAUGGACGUGGACAUGGACUUGGACGUGGACUUGGACGUGGACGUGGACUUGGACGUGGACGUGGACGUGGACGUGGACGUAGUCGUGGACGUGGACGUGGACGUGGACGUGACACGUGGACCUGGACCUGGACGUGGACGUGGACGUAGACACGUGGACGUGACACGUGGACGUGGACGUGGACCUGGACGCGGACGCGGACGUGGACGCGGACGAAGACGUGGACGUGGACGUGGACGCGGACGUGGACGGGGACGCCGACGUGGACGCGGACGUGGACGUGGAUGUGGACGCGAAGACGCGGACAUGGACGGGGACACAGACGUGGACGUGGACGCGGACGCAGACGUGGAGGUGGACGUGGACGCGGACGUGGACGUGGACGUGGACGAAGACAUAGACGUGGACGUGGACGUGGACGUGGACGUGGACGUGGACAUGGACAUAGACGUGGACGUGGAUGUGGACGUGGACAUGGACGUGGACGUGGACGUGGACAUGGAUGUGGAAGUGGACGUGGACGUGGACGUGGACUUGGACAUGGACGUUAACGUGGACAUGGACGUUAACGUGGACCUGGACGUGGACGUGGACGUGGAGGUGGUCGUGGACGUGGACGUGGACAUGGACGUGGACGCAGACGUGGACGUGGAUAUGGUCGCGCAGACGCGGACAUGGACGUGGACGCAGACGUGGACGUGGACGCGGACGCACACGUGGAGACGUGGACAACACGUGGACGUGGACGUGGACGUGGACGUGGAAGUGGACGUGGACGUGGACGUGGACGUGGACUUGGACUUGGACAUGGACGUUAACGUGGACUUGGACGUGGACGUGGACCUGGACGUGGACGUGGACAUGGACGUGGACGUGGACGUGGACGUGGACGUGGAGGUGGACGUGGACGUGGACGUGGACGUGGACGUGGACAUGGACGUGGACGUGGACACGUGGACGUGA
Closterium sp. NIES-65 is the source of this 3261-nucleotide messenger RNA. The record is from the annotation of a GenBank genome assembly. NCBI's taxonomy places the organism in Eukaryota, Viridiplantae, Streptophyta, Zygnematophyceae, Desmidiales, Closteriaceae.